GGCGGUCGCUGGGCUCAGCGGUCGCUGCGGGGCGGUCGCGGCUCUCGCUCCCCCCCUUGCUCGGGGCCCCGGCGCGGAGCCGAUCGCAGCCCGAGCGCCCGACUUACAUUGUUGGGAGUUUGCAACAACUCCGCGGCCUCGGAGCUGCAACCUCCUCCUUUUCCUCCUCCUCCUCCUCCUCCUCCUCCUCCUCUCCUCCUCCGCCCCUUGGGUGGUUGGUUGUUUUUUAUUUUUUUCUUCCUUUUUUUUUUUUCCCCCCUGCGUUAUUCCCCCCCCCCCCUUCCCCCCUCCCUCUGCCCGUUUCGCUUUGAUUUCUCUCCCCUCCCCUCCGCACACCCUCUCUCUCCGUGUGUGUGUGUGUGUGUUUUUUUUUUCUCCGCCGCUCUUCACCAAGCCCCUUUGGCAUGAGUUAAGCACCAGCUAUGGACACCAAACACUUCCUGCCACUGGAUUUCUCCAGCCAAGUGAAUUCCACAUCCUUGAACUCUCCUACGAGCAGGGGGCCCAUGGCCACCCCCUCCCUCCACCCACCCCUCGGGCCUGGCAUCGGCUCCUCGCUGGGCUCCCCAGGCCAGCUCCACUCGCCCAUCAGCACCCUGAGCUCGCCCAUCAAUGGCAUGGGACCUCCCUUCUCCGUCAUCAGCUCCCCCAUGGGCCCACACUCAAUGUCUGUCCCCUCCACCCCCAGCCUGGGAUUCGGCACCAGCAGCCCACAGCUCAACUCACCCAUGAACCCUGUCAGCAGCUCAGAAGACAUCAAGCCACCCCUAGGGCUCAAUGGAGUCCUCAAAGUGCCAGCACACCCCUCAGGAACGAUGGCCUCCUUCACCAAGCACAUAUGUGCCAUCUGUGGGGACAGAUCUUCAGGUAAACAUUAUGGGGUUUACAGCUGCGAGGGCUGCAAAGGCUUCUUCAAGCGCACGGUGCGGAAGGACCUGACCUACACCUGCCGGGACAACAAGGACUGCUUGAUCGACAAGCGCCAGCGCAACCGCUGCCAGUACUGCCGCUACCAGAAGUGUCUUGCCAUGGGCAUGAAGAGGGAAGCUGUGCAGGAGGAGAGGCAGCGGGGGAAGGACCGCAACGAGAACGAGGUGGAGUCCACAAGCAGCGCCAACGAGGACAUGCCCGUGGAGAAGAUCUUGGAAGCUGAGCUGGCAGUGGAGCCAAAGACAGAGACAUACAUUGAGGCAAACAUGGGCCUGACGCCGAGCUCGCCCAACGACCCAGUGACAAACAUCUGCCAGGCAGCAGACAAACAGCUCUUCACCCUGGUGGAGUGGGCCAAGAGGAUCCCUCAUUUCUCCGAGCUGCCUCUGGAUGACCAGGUCAUCUUGCUCAGAGCAGGGUGGAAUGAGCUCCUAAUUGCCUCCUUCUCCCACCGCUCCAUAGCCGUGAAGGAUGGGAUCCUGCUGGCCACUGGGCUCCACGUGCACCGGAACAGCGCCCACAGCGCUGGCGUCGGAGCCAUCUUCGACAGAGUACUGACAGAACUGGUGUCAAAAAUGCGAGACAUGCAGAUGGACAAGACAGAGCUAGGCUGCCUGCGAGCCAUUGUCCUCUUCAACCCUGACUCCAAAGGUCUCUCCAACCCAGCUGAGGUGGAGGCGCUGCGGGAGAAGGUGUACGCGUCCCUAGAGGCAUACUGCAAACACAAAUACCCUGACCAGCCUGGCAGGUUUGCAAAGCUCUUGCUGCGCCUCCCAGCCCUGCGGUCCAUCGGCCUGAAAUGCCUGGAGCACCUCUUCUUCUUCAAGCUAAUAGGUGACACACCCAUCGACACCUUCCUGAUGGAAAUGCUGGAAGCACCUCACCAAAUGACUUAGGGAACUGCUGCUGGGUCAGUCCCUCGCCCGGCCGGGGGCUCACGGAAGGGGGAGGGGAAGCCCUCCCUCUGCUUUCCUCUGCUGCCCACCCCCAGCCCCAUCCCUCCUUUCUUCUCUCCCCAGUGCUGGAGGGCACCACCCGGCGAGGGGCGACCUCCCCCACCCCUCCCAACCCCGUGCCAUCCUCACCCCCCUCCCCCCCUCGUCGCCUUCACCCUUGUCCAGUUUGCUGUCACUGCUGCAUCUCAAGACCUGCUCGCUGGUUCCCUGCGCUAGAUGUAGACAAGUGGGAGCGGAGAGAGCUUGCCCCCUGCCUGCCCCAGCCCCCCCUGCCCUGCCAUCAGGUUUGGGGUGAGCUGCUGGUUGGGCUUGGCAUCACCCUCCCCACCCACCCACACAUCUACAUCCCCACCUUGUUGGGUUUUUUUUUUGGUGGGGAGGGGGAGGGUGGGGUGGGGAGCCCAAGGGAUGGUCCUAAGCCCUUGGGGCAGUGUGUGGGGGUUUGGACAAGCUGCUGGGGAGUGGUUGGAACUCGCUGGAUUUGCAGCUGGCCAUUUUCAAGAGGAUGGAGAUUUGUUUGGUUAUUUUUUGUGAAACAAGAGAAGAAAGGAAGAGAAAAAAAAAAAAGAAAAAACCUCUCACACACACACAAAAAAAAAGAGGAUAAAAAAAAAAAGAAAAGAGAAAAAGCAAGGAAAAAAAAACCAAAACAAAACAAAAACAAAUAAUUCUAUUUUUGGUUUCUAACUGUUCUCAGUAGUCUGGGUAGUUCCAUCCUGGAGGGAGAGGCCACCACCCAGCCCGUGCCCCACCAGUGAGUCACCCCUGGCUGUGCAGAGCCUUCUCCUUUCCAUUCCAAGCAGAGGAUUUGGGAUGGACCUGAAUCCCACCCACACCACACCACCACCCCCCUGCCCCGCCAAUAAGGAGGUGAUUGGUGGCACGGGAUGCUGGGGCACUGCCUCACCCUCCCUGCAGAGAGGGGCAGCAGAACCUGGAAGAUGCUCUUUGGGCAGCUGGGGCAUCGCUGCUCUUCCCCAAGAUGCCUCCUGCGCCUGCUGUGGAGCUGCCUGCGUGGACACGAGCCAGCUGGAGCUUGCUUUAAGGCUGCCAGGGACUCAACGUGGCCCUCCCUCCACUUUGCAGGGUCUUACUGGGGACCCCUGCCCUCAGCACUGCAUCCAGCAUCCCAGUAUGGUCCUGCUCAUGAGGCUUGGCCCAGCUGAUCCUCCAGAGCCUGCUUCUGCUUCCAGCGCUGGAGCAGUGCAAGCUGCUGGCUUCACUUCCAGCUUCCAGCAGUGGCUCCUUCUUGGUUCUUGAUCCUGACCUGGAGGCUGGAGGAGCAUUUCCAGUUGCUGGAGUGGGCUCGAUGGUCUCAGCACCUGCAUGGUGUGCACACAACAGCCCUGGGUACCAGUGGGGCCAACAAGCCCUCUCCUCACAUGAGGUUUUCUGCUCGCCCCGGAGCCUGCUCCUGUUGAUUCAGCAACUGCCGUGCAAAGCACUGCAAGGCAACAAUUAGUGGGAGUGCUUGGCCAGGCUUGGUAAUUGUGGCUUUUAAUGAGUGGUAAAGCAAGAGCAGGGUUCCCCCCUGCCUGUGAAUCUCCUGCUCUGAGCAGGGAUGUGGAGGCUGAGAGGUCCUGGCUGGGUGGGGUGAUGUGGCAGCACCCCCUGCCCGUGUGGAGAGUGUGCACCUCCUUCCCUGCCCUAACUGGGAUGCUGAGAGCACCUAAAGCACCUUGGCCUUAGCAUGGUCCUUUCCUUGAGCCUGGGGAUAGACAGCAGGGAGAUGGAGAGGCCUUUGGGGAUUUGGGACAGAGUCCCAGGAAUGUGCUCACUCUCCGUGGGAUGGGAAUCUCCAGGGAGAUGAGAUCAGGGAAUGUUUCCCCUUCAGCUUCCCACCUCACCCUCAUCAGCUGUCUCCAGAGCCCUACCAAAAAAACAGAAGAGGAGUUGGAGAAAGAGCAGAGGGAGGAGUGAGGGCUGUGGGGAGGGGUUUGUCCCCCCUUGGCAGGAUGGACUGUCCUGAACACACCGUGGGGUGGGUGCCUGCAGUUGCCUGGGGGCCAGCACUUUGUUGCCUUCUGUGCUUUCAAACAGGUCCUGAUGGGAUUCCUCUCCUUGCUCCUCACGAGUGGGUUCGUAGCUGGCUCUUCAGCCACCUCCUUUGUGCCUGGAGGUCACAGUAUCACAGUAUCACAGUAUCACCAAGGUCGAUGGCCCAUGCCUACCCCUCUCCAAACCUCACUUUUGGAAGGGACAGAGUUCUCACCAGCUCAUCGCCACCCUGCUCGGCAGCUCCCGUGCCCAUCUCCAUCCCCUUGCACUGAACCAGGCCACCUCACUGCUACAGAAAAGGGGGUGGGGGAGGGAGGGACUGAGGAUUUCAGGUCAGCACUUCCCCUUAGGCUGGCCUGAAGUGGCAAAUGCACCGAGGCAGGGAACUGUUUUGGCUGUGUUUCCCCAGCAGCCUGCACGCCGCCGAAAAUAUUAUUAAACAGCUUCACCCUGCAAGAUUUUGCCAAGAACACGAGGCAGGAGAGAUGAAAUCUGCAAAGGCUGCCAGUAAACACGAGCAGCCUGUUCCUUGCCAGCCUCAGCCUGGCACAGGAGGUAGGGGGCUUGCAGGGAGGUUGCUUGUUCGCUCCCAGCAACCUGGAGCUCAACCCAGAGCCGAAGCAGCCCACAGGCAACUGGAAGCCCCCCUUGGGAAGGAGCCUGGAGCUCACUUGCUGGAGAAGAGGAGGGUGGCUUGGGGGAGAGUUGAUGGAGAGUGCACUGGAAUAAAUCUGAUGUCCUCUGUUGGGUGGAA
Molecule: messenger RNA, 4638 nt
Organism: Pogoniulus pusillus (Red-fronted tinkerbird)
Lineage: Eukaryota; Metazoa; Chordata; Aves; Piciformes; Lybiidae
Gene: RXRA
Product: retinoid X receptor alpha
Exons: 10
Coding region: 423-1826 (467 amino acids)
Biological process (GO): cell differentiation; retinoic acid receptor signaling pathway; response to retinoic acid
Cellular component (GO): nucleus
Molecular function (GO): nuclear steroid receptor activity; retinoic acid-responsive element binding; nuclear receptor activity
Source: RefSeq, a predicted model, not a curated record